Molecule: messenger RNA, 2727 nt
Organism: Trichoderma virens Gv29-8
Lineage: Eukaryota; Fungi; Ascomycota; Sordariomycetes; Hypocreales; Hypocreaceae
Exons: 7
Coding region: 1-2727 (908 amino acids)
Source: RefSeq, a predicted model, not a curated record
AUGGACGAAAAUGAGUUGCUUCCUAUUAUUGACAAAUUCCUUUCGGACACCAAUACUUCUGAGAGGGAGUUAUUUCAAUCCAGUAGCUACGAUGAUGUACUACAGGACAUCAAUACAAUUCAGUCAAUCCGGGAAUCGACGAAAAACAUGAUGAACAUGAAGCGAAUACAUUCAUUUCUCACUGGUAUGGCGCAUUUUGAGAACGUGCUAAUCAAAAUUGAGUUUCAACAUGUUACAAAGGUCAUGGCAUGCGUUUGGGGCCCGCUUCGAUAUCUUUUAGAGCUUUUUAUUGCAAUACCGGAUUGCGCAACAUUUUUGACACACAUAUACCAAGAUGUUCUUACGUUUCAUCAACUUGCGUACAAGCUUUUCUCUCUCCGGCCUACAUUAUUCCAAAAGAUAUAUAAAUCCAUCUGGAAAGCUUUGAACAAUACUUUUGAUCACCUAGCAGGUUCCUUGGAAAGCCACAGGAAAUUUAUCAUAAAGAACGGAUUGUCCUUUCGGAACCCUCAAGCUACAUUAGAUCUGGACGCCGAUUUAGCACCUGCAGGGUCUUGGCCGGACAAUGAGACAAACGUGGAAAAUGUCAGAAGGAUGUUUUUAGAAUAUCCUCAAAGCGUGAAGAAAUGCCGUGACGAUUUCAAAGAGAAGGAGGCGAGCGAGAGGAGCAAGACCAAAAAUAGAGUUCUGGCUUGGAUAUCAGCCUCAAAGAAGACGCAAUUGCUGCACAAGAAAUUCCAGGACGCGAGAAUAUGUCCAGAUACUGGCCGUUGGCUGUUCAAGAAAUAUAGCGAAGUCAGCGAUUGGAUGACUGAAGAUCCGCCACCCGAUUCUGCCAUUUGGCUACAGGGCAGUAGAGGGAAGAAGUGCGCGAUUCCUCAAGGAGGCAAAAUAUGCUACUUCUAUUGCCAAGAAGAAGACUCUGAUCAUCGUACCUAUCUUGACAUUCUGAAAGGAGUUCUUCAUCAGAUGGUCGAAUCUACUGAAUACCUCUUACCUCUCUGCAAGGAAAAUAUUGACUCAAGCGGGAAUCUAACAGACAUACCAACAGCGGAGGCUCUCCUCAAGGCUUUCUUUGAGUAUAAUACAAGGCAAUAUAUCGUCAUUGAUGGAAUUGACGAGUGCGAAAUGGUUGAAAUGCGCAAAAUUGCAAGCUUCUUCAUGGAACAGGUUGAAAAGUGCGACAACAUCAAGCAAGGCCGAUUGAGGGUCCUAUUUAUGAGUCAGUCAAUUCCAGACCUGACCAAAGCCAAAAUUAUGCCAGAGGAUGAUGCAUGCGUGCAACUUAAGGCAACCGACAAUGCAGAAGACAUCAGGUCUUAUGUGAAGAAGAGGAUUCCAGACUUUUCUGAAGGACGCGCGACAAGCAGUGGCUUUAACCUUUCUGAAAGCGACAAAGAGGAAAUUGAGAGUAUUAUAUGUCGCCGAAGUGAAGAAAUGUUUCUAUAUGCCCAUCUGGCGAUUGAGUAUCUUCUACAGCAACCAACGAAAGAGAAAUUGAAAGAGAAAAUAAAAGAAGAAAUGGCGCCUAAGGAACUCUCACAGAUAUACGAAAAGCUUGUGGGGAUUGUCAAAACCGAGUUAUUGAAGCUAGCCGAAGGGGAAGCCCACUGGAAGAUGGCAAGGCAACUUCUAGGCUGGUUGAUCUGCGCCAAGCGUCCCCUCAAAUGGCAUGAAAUGCAAUCAAUUCUGUCUUAUGUCCCCGAACAACAAAAAGUUGAUUUUGAUAACAAGAUGUUGAGGCAACAUUCUAGCAAAUAUCUUGGAUCUCUGGUGCAUGUCCUUGAAGGCGGCCACAUCCGGAUUGUUCAUUCUACAGCGCGGAGCGCCUCUAAAACGUAUGAGGAAAAUGAGCGGCUAGAAAAAGUCAAGCUUGGCUGGUUUUCUUUUCAGGAUUAUGCCUGCUCUCAAUGGCAUAGUCACAUUAGUACGGUGAUUUCGAAUUGCGGAGACCUCUUUCAUGACGGUGAUGAUAGUCAGAGCUAUCAAGAGGAUUUUGGAUCUGCACUGCAGGAGUUUGUGGACCAAAAUGGUGGGGAUCUCACGAAAGAGACUCACAAGCACUUUGAAGAUAAGUGGCCAAAUGAAUUCGACAGAUUCUCAGAACUCCCGUUCUAUGAAAACCUUUGCACCUUGUGGAAUCAUAUUUACACUCAUCAGAGAGAGAAAUUCGAAAUCCGUAACACAGUUGGUAUUGCGGGAAUCGAGAAGGCUAUGCUCGAUAAUAGAGCCUCGUUAGAGACCAACUUCGUUCCUAGCGGAAAAACCUGCCUCAAUGAUACGAUAGCGGAUUACUAUGGCCCCAAUCUCUUCAAAUGCAAUCGCCUCUUGUGCGAUUUUUUUCAUGUAGGCUAUGACAACAAAGAAGAUCGCGAAGCCCACAACAACCGUCAUGACAGACCAUAUCAGUGUGCCUCGCGGUGUAAUGCAGCUCCAAUCGGAUUCACCUCCAAGAAGGAUCUGGACAGGCAUAUGCGUUCUUAUCACCCUGAUUCAACCAAUGGACCGGCUACAUUCGAAUCAUUACGUCCCAGGACUGGCACGAGAGAAUUCCCUUGCAGCAUAUGUGGCAAGAAGUUUACAAGGAAGAUUACCCAGACCGGCCACGAGAGAAGCCAUUUUGGAGAGCGCCCGUACAAGUGUCCACAUAUGGGUUGCGAUAAGGCUUUUACGAGAGCGAGCGAUUGCCAAAGACACCAAAGGAUUCAUUCAAGAAGAGCAGGAUAA